AUGAAAAACAAAGUUUAUUUAUUGUUGGAUGAUAAAUUAUUUAAGUUAAAAGAGUUAUAUUUCUGUUUGAUUUGUUCAAAAAUUAAAAGUGAUUUUAACUUAAAAAAAGAAAUUGAAUAUUACUAUUGUAAUGGAUGCACUCAGAUUUACUCUAAAAAUGAAACUUCUGUUUAUUCUUAUGAAUGCUUACGAUGCUUUAACUGUCCUUUUUGUUUUUGUUGCUUAUCAAUUGCUCAUAAGAAUUUAGAUAAUUCAAUAUCAAACUUAAAUCAUUUAGAAUUAAAAAAUAAUGAAAUAAAAGAUAGUUAUGCAGAGAAAGAAAGUAAGGAAUAUGGAAUAAAUUUUACUAAUUCAAAGGUUUACGAAAGUAAGCAUAAAGGGAUUGAUGAGUUUUCUGAAGAAAAUACUUCAAAUAGUGAUUAUGAUCAUCAAGUAAAAAAUAAUUUAAAGAGUGGAUAUAUAUCAAAUGAAGAAAAUAAUUUAAAAAAUAAAUAUAUGAUGAAUAAAAAAAAUGAAUUAAAUAAGAAAGAUAAAAAAAUAUUUUACUUUAAGUGCAAUUACUGUUUAUGGAGUUCAAUUUAUUCUAUAUAUAACACUAAGUUAGAUGAAUUAAUAGGAGAUAUGAUAAUUUUUGAAAAAAAUUGUUUCUUUAGUUGUUAUUUUAGAGAUAUAUUAAGUGAAGUAAAAAAGAAUAAUGAAUUAUUGAAGCAAAAAAAAUUUCUUAAAAAAAUAGAUUUAUUUUCGUCAAUUCAUAAAAUAGAAAAUUAUGAUUCUUUAAAUAGUUGGAAUUAUACUAGAUUAAGCGAAUUAAAAAAUGAGAAAAAAAAAAAUGAAGUUUUAAAAGAAGAAAAUUCUUCAUUUAUAUAUAAAUCUAAAAUAAGCAUAGACAAGGUAAGUUUAAAAGAUAUUUUAAAUGCCGAACAUAUUAAAAAUAAUAAAGAAUUUAAUGAUAUUUUUGAAUUAGAAAACGAAAAUAUAAAAUAUUUAGAUAUGGUUAUAUUACAAAAUCCAAUUAAUUUAGAAGACUAUGAAGAAAAUGAAAAAACAGACAAGAGUAAAAAAAAUUAUAUUGAAAAAGGAAAUGAUAUAAAUUAUAAUAUAGAAAGGGAAGAAAAUGAAAAUAGCAUAAAAAAUGAUGAUAUAAAUAGUGUUUCUGAAAGAGAUUAUAAUGAUUAUAAUCUAGAAAAGAAAGAUAAGGUUAAAGAUAAUAAUACUAUAUAUUAUAACGAAAUUUAUUUUAAUAAAAAAGAAGAAAAUAAUACAAAGAAUAUAAAUAAGAAAAUAAGCAACUUAAAGAAUAAUAAAUUUUCAAAUACAAUAAUCCAUUCACAAAAUUAUUUAUCGUUUGAGCAUAUGAAAGAUUAUCCUUAUAAUUUUUACAAAGGUGUGAAUGAAUUAAAACCAUUAAGAAAAAAAUUAUUAGCUAAAAAAUCAAAGAGAUGUUCAAAGUGUAAACAAUAUUUAUUAAAGUUUCAUAGCUCUAAUUUAUAUUCUACAUUUAGAUUAAAUAAUAAUGCUAUGAAGUAUAUACCUAGAAUUUACAUAAAUGAUUUUAGAAUAAUUAAAAAAAAAAAUGGAAUUUUAAAUUUUAUUUUAAUAAAUCCAUUAGACUUUGAAAUGAAUAUAAAAAUAAUACCAAAAAUAGAACAUAACUUUUUAAAAAAUUUGAAUAUAAAUAAAAUACCAACAAAUUGUGAGUCAAAAGCAAAUACUUUUGAAUUUGUUAUGGAUACAUAUGAUGAUAUUAUUGAUGAUUUAUCAAAAGAUGAAAAUGAUAUUAAAACUGUUAUAGUAAAUGAAAAUGUAAUUAUUAAAAAACAGAAUAAUAUGGCUUUAAUAAUUAUUAGUUUUAUUUAUAAUGAAAACCUAAAUGAAUAUUCAGUUGAAGAUAAAUCUAAAAUGUUAAAUGCACAAGAAAAAAAUUUUAUAGAACAAUCAAGAAAUUUAAAUUUCCCCUUAACUUUAGAGUGCUCUUUUUCUGAUAAAUUAAAAAAGAUACAUAAAAUAGCAUUAAACCUCAUUUUUACAAAUAAUAUUAGCACUAAAAGGUUUCAUAAUUAUUUACUUAAUUAUUGA
Molecule: messenger RNA, 2076 nt
Organism: Plasmodium relictum
Lineage: Eukaryota; Apicomplexa; Aconoidasida; Haemosporida; Plasmodiidae
Product: dynactin subunit 4, putative
Exons: 1
Coding region: 1-2076 (691 amino acids)
Cellular component (GO): dynactin complex
Source: RefSeq, a predicted model, not a curated record